This is a messenger RNA of Coccomyxa subellipsoidea C-169, 2768 nucleotides long. Its product is annotated as ResB-domain-containing protein. Lineage: Eukaryota; Viridiplantae; Chlorophyta; Trebouxiophyceae; Coccomyxaceae. The record is from RefSeq and is a predicted model, not a curated record. Bases 99 to 2768 code for a protein of 889 amino acids. The transcript is spliced from 13 exons.
GUUGAUCACAGAGUUUUAUGUGUACCAAAGGGCAACAUGAUAGGUAUCUACUGAGCAUUUGAUCAAAUUUGGGAGAUGCUACAUGCCGCAGAUGGGCCAUGGUGUGCAUAAAUACCACAAAUCGACCGCUAAUCAGACUCUUUGGUCCUAAAAAAGAAGUCACUGGCAAUGCCUAUCGAAUUCACUUGCCUGGAUCCUUGGAAGACUGGCUCACUCAUAGGGGGCUACCACCUCAGAAGGUUGCCAUCAGCCAUGAAAUACCUGAAGGCAGGGGCUUGGUGGCGACCCGGCGCGUGAGGAAGCAUGAGAAGCUCCUCAAUGUUCCUGCCCAGCUCCUGCUGACUGCUGAUGUGGCCCUUCAGCACUCAGCAUAUGGAGGCCUGCUUGAGAGCUGUGGAGUCCCAGCCUGGAGCGUGCUGGCAACAUUCCUCGCUGAGACAAGACGGCAGCCCGAGGGCGAUAAAAAUGUGUGGGGUCAAUAUGUGGAUGCGCUUCCAUCGCAGACUGGCUGUGUUCUAGAAUGGGCCUCAGAAGAGGUGGACUUGUUGCGGGGGACCGCAGCUAUGAGGGCUGCAGAUGAGAUCAUAGCAGCCUGCAGCGCAUCUGUUGCAGAGCUUGCGCCCAUUCUCAGGGAGUCUGCCUCCAUGCCCGGGGGGCCUCUCACAGAGCAGGACCUCAGAUGGGGCUUCUCCAUGCUCCUGUCACGCCUCAUCAGGCUUCCAGGCAAGCAGGAUCUUGAGGCCUGUGUAUAUGUGUCCUAUGGGCAGAAGUCGGAUACGCAGCUGCUGCUGUCCUAUGGGUUCAUGCCCGCCCCGCUGUCAAACCCGCACAGUGCAUGCAACCUCCGCCUGAGCCUCCAACGUGACGAUCCCUGCUUUGAUGCCAAGAGAGCGCUCCUCGAGGAGGCAGGCCACAGCGCCUGCAUGGAGUUCCCACUGCGUCUGGACUCUCUGCCGCAGAAGCUGAUCAAUUAUGCAGCAUUUCUCUGCACAGAGGCUCCUGACAGAAGGGUGGUCUCGCAGAUUGACCAGACAGGCGUCGUCGAUGGUUCUGCCAGAAAGGGUGCCAUAAAUCUCAUCACCAAGGAGUGCAAGGUAGCUCUGACAGCGAUCCCUGCCACGCUAGCAGCCGAUCAGGAGGCUCUGAAUAACAUAAUGGCGCAGCUUGCUGGGAAGGAUAUUUUGAACGUGACAUCUUUGCAGAGGAGAGCAGACAUUCUCAAAGUCAGGAUCAACGAACGCAAGAUCCUCAACAAGAACUUGUUCACUUUGCGCCAAGCACCUCCUCUUAGCCAGGAAGGUCUCAGCAUCGGGAAGCUGAAGAGCAGGGGCAGUCCACCGGCAGCCACGCCAUCGCCUGUGAAGGUGGUAUGGAAUCGCGUGCUGAGGCAGCUCUCAUCCCUGCCGCUUGCAAUCGGAGAGCUGGCGGUCAUUGCCCUUUUCUCUGCCAUCGGCACAGUCAUAGAGCAGAACAGAUCUCUGGCCUACUACAUGAAGAACUACCCGGAUGGUCCGGACAAGGUGAUUGGCUUUGUGGACUGGCAGCUGAUCAAGGCCCUGCAGUGGGACCACAUCUACUCAGCCAACUACUUUCUGGCCCUCAUGGCACUACUGGCUGCAUCUCUGGCAGCAUGUACCUCCACUCGCCAGUGGCCCAUGGUCAGAGUGGCGCGCCGGUGGCGUUUUGCACAGACACCAGAGCGAGUGUAUGCGAUGGCAAAGGAGGGCACUGCAGCGGCGCUGCCGAACGCGGAUGUGCGUUUGAUGGGGCAGGCGCUGCAGCAGAGCGGCUACCAGGUGUUCUUGAGGGACGGCAGCCUUUACGCCUUCAAGGGCCUGGCCGGCAAGCUGGGGCCCAUCGGAGUCCAUGCUGCCAUGCUCCUGGUCAUGGCAGGGGUGACGUAUGGUUGCUUGGCUGGGCUCAAGGGGACAGCAAUGGUGCCAGAGGGGGGGGACUUCAUCUUUUCGCAGGCGCUGUCGCCCAGGAGCGCCCUUGCGCGGCAGCCGCGGGGCGCGGCCGCCAUGCUGCACGUGAAUAGCUUUGACGUGAAGUACCGCGAGGACGGCAGCGUGGACCAGUUCGUGAGCGACCUCAGCGUGUUUGACGGCCAGGGGCGCGAGCAAUUGCGCAAGUCCAUCUCCGUCAACGACCCCCUGCGCUACCAGGGUAUCACGGCGUACCAGACGGAUUACAGCAUGGCGGCCCUCACAGUGCGUGCUCCAGGGUCCCCGCUGCAGCCGGCCGACGGCAGCGCCUUCAACCUUCCCAUGGCCUCCCUCGACGGCAAGCCAGGGGUGAAGGGCAAGCUCUGGGCGACGUUCGUGCCGAUGGAGCCGCCUCCGGCCGACCUGAGGAGCACCAAGCCGCGGGGGGUGUCCAUUGUUGCGCGAGACUUCCAGACGGUGGCUCUGUACAAGAUGGACGGCACCUUUGCCGGCAUCAGACGGCCCGGCUCUCAGAAACCUAUCGAGGUGGAUGGCAUGACAAUAAUCGUUGAUGACAUAGUGGGGAGCACAGGCCUGGAGCUCAAGGUGGACCCUGGAGUGCCAUAUGUCUACGCUGGCUUUGCAGGGCUCAUGAUCACCACAUUGGUGAGCUACCUGUCACAUUCCCAAAUCUGGGCUCUGCAAGAAGGUUCCCUGCUGCACGUGGGCGGGCGCAGCAACCGCGCCACUGUCACCUUUGCCCUGGAGCUGGAUGAUCUGAUGAACAGCAUCCCAGAGCAGCGCCCAUCUGUUGAAGCACAGCGCACAAUAGCUGAGAAUUAG